GGGAGGCUUGUUGUUAUAAAAUAGGGAGGUGCGGGCUGCCGGUUGUUAAUUAGUGAAUCUGGUGUGAUUGUCUAUCCCAGGGGGAAGCCACAGGUACGAAGCAGAGUCCGUCCCCUCGACAAUGAACAGUCUCGUUCGGUUGUCCGGCAGGUGUCUGCGGCGGCUGGCCCCGGUCCCAGCCCUGCCCCGGCGCCUGUGCACCCAGGCGGGGAACGUGGAGCUGGGCGAGCUGGUGAAGAAGGACAAGGUGGUGGUGUUCAUGAAGGGCACCCCGGCGCAGCCCAUGUGCGGCUUUAGCAAUGCGGUGGUCCAGAUUCUGCGGAUGCACGGCGUGGACGAGUAUGCCUCUUACAACGUGUUGGAGGACCAAGACCUGAGACAAGGAGUCAAAAGCUUCUCGAACUGGCCCACGAUCCCCCAGGUGUUCUUCAACGGCGAGUUUGUGGGCGGCUGUGACAUCCUGCUCCAGAUGCACCAGAAUGGGGACCUUGUGGAAGAGCUUCAGAAACUGGGGAUCCGAUCAGCUCUACUAGAUUCAGAGAAAGAUGAAAAUAAAAAGUAGCUCUAGA
Molecule: messenger RNA, 569 nt
Organism: Lepisosteus oculatus (spotted gar)
Lineage: Eukaryota; Metazoa; Chordata; Actinopteri; Semionotiformes; Lepisosteidae
Gene: glrx5
Product: glutaredoxin 5 homolog (S. cerevisiae)
Cellular component (GO): mitochondrial matrix
Source: RefSeq, a predicted model, not a curated record